AGAGGCGCGUCGUAAGCAACAGGCACGUCUUCAGGAACUUCAGCAAUCACUCGAUGCGGCUCAAUCGAAACUAACGGCACUGGAAAAGCAGAAAUCACGGCUGGCCGUUGACACGGAGGAGGCGCACGCCGAGGCGGAACGUCACCAGACGCAAAUCACGCAAAUGGAGAAACGACAGAAGCAAUUCGAUCGUAUCAUCGACGAGUGGAAGCAUAAACUGGACGAUGUGAAUCAGGAGCUGGACGCAGUGCAACGGGACGGCCGAAACUCGUCCACCGAGCUCUUUAAGGUGCGUUCGUCGAAUGAGCAGUUGGGCGAGCAGGUGGACGCGAUGCGACGUGACAACAAAACACUCGCCCAAGAGAUCAAAGAGCUGCAAGAGCAGUUGACAGACGGCGGCAGAUCAGUGCAUGAGCUGCAGAAGGUGGUGAGACGUCUGGACAUCGAGAAGGACGAACUGCAGCGAGCGUUGGAUGAAGCGGAAGCGGCGCUCGAGGCCGAAGAGAGUAAGGUGGCCAGAUCACAGGCGGAGGUCACGCAGAUCCGUUCCGAGAUCGAGAAACGC
Messenger RNA from Anisakis simplex (herring worm), 565 nucleotides. The record is from the annotation of a GenBank genome assembly. Lineage: Eukaryota; Metazoa; Nematoda; Chromadorea; Rhabditida; Anisakidae.